AUGAGUUCGUUUGUUCCCAUGCUGAACCGCCCUCAACCACUCCACAACCCCUCCCUCUCCGCCUUCCUUUCCUCGUCAGAGGCGCAAGGGGCAGAUGCUGCUAGACCUGGCCAAGUGUCAGAUGGAGACCAACGAGUUCGACGCUGCCUUCCAAACGCUGCAGACGUGAGUUCCUCUCUCCCUUGGUCGCCCUUCCCACCCUUCUUUUCCCUCUCGUACUUCUCCUCCCUUCCCCCUCGUGCCCUCCCUCCCUCUUCCCACCCUCCUGCUCCUCCCUCUGCGUCUUCCCUGCCUCCGCGCUAUAGCCAUAAAAAUGCAUCAGCAAAGGGAGAGUCAUCAGCCUCUCACUUCGUUGGAAGGCCAGCAAAGGCCUUCAUGAGGCCUUCCGUUGUGAAUCUCCCUCCCUACCACUCCGACCAACUCCUCUCCUCUGCUCUUCUGCGCGCUCAUCCAGCACUCCCACUGGCUCUCCCUUUCUUUCUUUCCUACCGCCCCUCCUCUCUGUGCAGGGUGGUCAACCUCCCCCCCUACCGCUCUGACCCCUCCCCACUCCUCUUCUGCACCCUCAUCCAGCACUCCCACUGCCUCUCUGCCGCCCAAAAGGACCUCUCCCCUUUGUUUUUUCCCUACAACCUCCUCUGUUCGCGCAGGGUGGUGAAUCUCCCCCCUUAUCGCUCCGACCCCUCUCCUCUGCUCCUCUGCGCCCUCAUCCAGCACUCCCACUGGCUCUCCCUUUCUUGCUUCCCUACCACUCCCUCUCUCUCCCGAGAAGCUGCAUCAUUCCUCUUGCGCACACUGCAAGCCGACCCUCUCUGCAUCCCGGCCCUGGUGCCUCUUGUGCAGAUUCUCGUGGCCCAGGGCCCCAGAGGAGUGAGAGUCGCUCUAGACAUUCUGCACCGCUCGUGCCUGCCUGCUGUUGCACGCUCCAUCCAUCCAUUCAGGACUCUCGAACUUCCACAUGUGCAUUCCCCUUCCACGCUCUUUCACUCCCAUGUGCUUCUCCCCUUUCCGUGCCGUCCGUCUCCCUUCCCCUCCUGCUCUCCGGAUCCGCGCCUUGCUGCUGCAGUGGGUGCAGCAUCAGGACGCUCGAACUUCCACAUGUGCAUUCCACCCACUCCCUUCCCUUCCCCUGCGCAUGAUCCGCGCCUUGCUGCUACAGUCCUUCGGCUGAUGCCCUCCUGUGCCCAUGCCAUGCGAGGCGUGCUGUCUCUGGGGCUAGCAGGUGAGAAGCAGAAGUGGGUGGGGGGGAAAGAGAGGAAGGAAGUGGGAGUGGGUGGGAGUGAGGGAUGCUUUGUAGCAGUUGUUUUCAUCCUGUUCCCAUGCCAUGCGAGGCGUGCUGCCUCUGGGUCUAGCAGGCACAUGUGGCCCCUCUCUCCUCAUGAGCACGCUAGCAGUGCAUCUGGACGCGCUCGGUUUCCUGGUGGUGGCUGA
Messenger RNA from Closterium sp. Naga37s-1, 1431 nucleotides. The record is from the annotation of a GenBank genome assembly. Lineage: Eukaryota; Viridiplantae; Streptophyta; Zygnematophyceae; Desmidiales; Closteriaceae.